UGUUUCGACCUGGCAAUUCACAUUUCUUGAUGUGUUUUCAUCUCAAAAACUUUAUUUUUGUGUGUGUGUGUGUUUUUUUUAAAGGAGAUGCUGAACAGAAUGCAACAGAAAUAGAUGCCUUCUUUAAAAGCAAACCCCUGGACCCAGCAGAACAGUACAAAAUGGACCACAAGAGGAGAGGCGUGGCUUUGAUCUUCAACCACGAGCGCUUCUUCUGGCACCUGACCUUGCCCGAGAGACGGGGCACACGGGCUGACAGGGACAACCUGAGGCAAAGGCUGUCGGAUCUGGGCUUCGAAGUGAGUUGCUUUGAUGACCUUAAAGCCGAAGACCUGCUGAUGACCAUUCAUAUGGUGUCCACCUCUAGCCACAUAGAUGCUGACUGCUUCCUGUGUGUAUUCCUGACUCACGGGGAAGGAAACCACAUCUACGCCUACGACGCCAAAAUUGAUAUCCAGAAGCUGACCGCCAUGUUUAAAGGAGACAAAUGCCAGACCUUGGUUGGGAAACCCAAGAUAUUUGUCAUCCAGGCCUGUCGAGGAGACCAGCACGAUAUUCCGGUCAUUCCUCUGGAUGUGGUCGAUCAUCAGUCGGACAAGGUGGACGUCAAUGAAACAGAAGUGGACGCAGCCUCGGUGUACACCCUUCCGGCGGGAGCCGACUUCCUCAUGUGCUAUUCAGUGGCGGAAGGCUAUUACUCUCACCGGGAGACAGUGCAUGGUUCCUGGUACAUUCAGGAUUUGUGUGAGAUGCUGGAAAAAUACGGCUCCUCCUUAGAGUUUACGGAACUCCUUACCCUGGUGAAUAGGAAAGUUUCCCAGCGCAGAGUGGACUUCUGCAAGGACCCCAACGCCAUUGGAAAAAAACAGGUUCCUUGUUUUGCCUCCAUGCUGACCAAAAAGCUCUAUCUCUUUCCAAAGCCUAAGUAA
This is a messenger RNA of Gracilinanus agilis (Agile Gracile Mouse Opossum), 929 nucleotides long. It is a transcript of the gene CASP6, whose product is annotated as caspase 6. Lineage: Eukaryota; Metazoa; Chordata; Mammalia; Didelphimorphia; Didelphidae. Gene Ontology annotation, cellular component: cytoplasm. The coding region runs from base 30 to 929 and encodes 299 amino acids. The transcript is spliced from 6 exons. Gene Ontology annotation, biological process: apoptotic process; proteolysis. The record is from RefSeq and is a predicted model, not a curated record.